Messenger RNA from Cladocopium goreaui, 1520 nucleotides. NCBI's taxonomy places the organism in Eukaryota, Dinophyceae, Suessiales, Symbiodiniaceae. The record is from the annotation of a GenBank genome assembly.
AUGCUGUCUGCCCUGACCCAUCCACAACGGCUUGGUGGCACUAUAGUCUUCAGCGGAAUUUGCUUCUUCCCUGAUCUUGUCAUGAAGCUGGCCCAAUAUCCUGAGAACCAAGGCAUGCAGGUAUUUUGGGGGCAUGGAACCCGCGACGAAGUUCUUCAUCCAGAUCUGCAGGAUGAAGGUGUGGAGAUCCUGCAGCAAGCAGGGCUCAAAGUGACAAGUAAGAAAUACAUGGUGGAGCACGGCCCUACAGCGCAAGAAAUCAAGGAUGCGGCCGGCUUCUUUGCAAUGCAGCCGUUGGUGUACUUGGCCGUGCGUGGCUGGCUUGGCUGGAUUCAAUUUGUGGAGCGAUCAAGACGGGCAUUUUUAAAUAGUUCUCUGGUGCUAGUUGCGGCCGGCGCCGUGCAUUGCUGGGCUGUGGUAUAUUCACUCUUUGUAGCUGUGCACACGCGAGCGAUGCGCUUCAGUGGAUACCACCAGGGCAACAGCGAACAAUUGCCUCAGUCAGUAGCAUUGACAGAAACGUUGGCAGUUAGCUCCCUGUGGGUAUGGCUGAUAGCGGGGUUCACUACCGCUGCCGUGCGGAUGCUUGAUGAAGAUGCAGAUGGAUUGCCUUUAGGAAGUGAGGAUCUGAAAUGGGGGCCGAUUUUGCGUUUCAUCCGGUCGCCGUUCCUUCACAGUGCUCUUGGGCAUGCUCAUUCAGUUAGUUGUGUUGGAUUGUUUGUCAGCAUCAUCCUUCUUUGCGCAACGAUGGCGACAAUGAAGGGAGGCAUUACCGUCUGUGAAUCAUGCCUGGCUAUCGUGGCAAUUGGCUUCGCAUUCCCGCAUAUGAUCUUGGCCGGUAGACGCUUAAGCGAUGCGGCAGAUCAAGCACUGUCUGAAGUUCUUCCAGAGGAUAGCUUCGAAGCAGCAGCAGCAGAAGCAGCUGCUAUUGGACCUCAGCUUUGUGUCAUAUUGUCCCUUGCGGAUGCGCCUGGCCAUGCCUAUUGGUGGCAGAACAUUGUGUACACCUUGGCAUCGAUGGCAUUCAUUGCUGCAGUGGUUGCAAGUGCCCGCUCUCCGGCAAAGAUUGCAAACAUUGCUCUGCCUCCAGAGAAGGGAGAGACAUUUGUGUGCCUGGGCAUGGAUGCAAUGACGGCGCUGUCAAUCAUCAUGUCCUAUCCCCACCUCAACACCUGGUUUCUGCGAAUCGGCGUGGUUGCAGUGAUCGGCUGCGCUGUAGCUGCUCAGUAUAGCCCAGUGCGGGAAAUCUAUUUGGAUUGGCUCGAGCCGAUCUUUGUCAUCCGCAGCGAUUCGCACAAGCGAGUGCCAAACCAGCAGAGGCAGCUGUUGAGAAUGAUCUCAUGGUCAGCAGCAAUUGUGUGCGCUGUGGUGGCACUGUGGGACAUUGCUUUGCAUCCGCUUGCGCUGGCAUCGACGGCCGUAGAGGCAACGCGGUAAACUAAUCUGCAAGAUGUCACAUUGCGAAGCGGGGCCAUUCCGCGGUGAAAUGACCUCGGAGAUUCUCCAGAACCAGCCAAGAC